This is a messenger RNA of Plutella xylostella (diamondback moth), 3320 nucleotides long. RefSeq names its product delta-1-Pyrroline-5-carboxylate dehydrogenase 1 (gene P5CDh1). Gene Ontology annotation, cellular component: mitochondrial matrix. The record is from RefSeq and is a predicted model, not a curated record. Lineage: Eukaryota; Metazoa; Arthropoda; Insecta; Lepidoptera; Plutellidae. Gene Ontology annotation, molecular function: L-glutamate gamma-semialdehyde dehydrogenase (NAD+) activity.
GCUGUCAUCGCGUCAGCUGACAGAACACGCAAAGUCUGCCACCAUUUGAUUGGAUCUUCAAUUUGUUUUUGUGUGCGAUUCUCGUCUAUUCGGCGAGUGCAAAAUGUAAAUUCGUGAAGGUCACCUAGUCUAGUCUGUUGCCAACUGCCGUGACACGUAUCAGUAUUAGUCUCCGAGUUGUUUACGCACCUCGCCCGCUUCCGAGAUAUUUACGUAAUCGUAGGCGAAACCCUCCCGUCCCAGAAGGUAGGAGCUGCCCAUCGUCAUGUUGAACCUGUGUAGUCGCGCAGCCCGCGGCGCGGCGCGCCUGGAGCGCGGGCUGGCGUCCGUGGUGGAGCUGCCGCAGCUGAAGGACCACCCCGUCGCCAACGAGCCCGUGCUGGAGUACCGCGCGGGCAGCGCCGAGCGCGCCGCGCUGGCCGCCGAGCUGCAGGCCACGGCCGCGGUCUGCGAGGACGUGCCGCUGGUCAUCGGCGACGAGUGCGUGCGCGAGGGCGCGCCGCGGCUGCAGCCCGUGCCGCACCACCACGCCACCAAGAUCGCCAAGUACUACUACGCGAGCGAGAAGACCAUCCAGCGCGCCAUCUGCGUGGCCACGGAGGCGCAGGUGCGCUGGGACCGCACGCCGCUGCCGGAGCGCGUGGCCAUCUGGGAGCGCGCCGUGGGGCUCAUGGCCGGCGAGUGGCGCCAGAAGCUCAACGCCGCCACCAUGCUGGGGCAGUCCAAGACCGCCGUGCAGGCCGAGAUCGACUCGGCGGCCGAGCUCAUUGACUUCUUCCGCUUCAACGUGUUCUUCCUGAAGGAGAACGCCAAGUACCAGCCCAUCUCCGAGAACGCGCAGGUGACGAGGAACUCGAUGCGCUUCCGCGGCAUCGACGGCUUCAUCGCCGCCAUCAGCCCCUUCAACUUCACGGCCAUCGGCGGCAACCUGGCGUACACGCCGGCGCUCAUGGGCAACGGCGUGGUGUGGAAGCCGUCCGACACCGCCGUGCUGUCCAACUGGCGCAUCUUCAACAUCAUGCGCGAGGCGGGGCUGCCGCCCGGCGUCGUCAACUUCGUGCCGGCGGACGGGCCCACGUUCGGGCGCGCCAUCACCGCCUCGCCGCACCUCGCCGGGGUCAACUUCACCGGCUCCGUGCCCACCUUCAACUGGAUCUGGGGCGCCGUCGCCAAGAACCUGGACAAGUACCGCAACUACCCCCGCCUCAUAGGUGAGUGUGGCGGUAAGAACUACCACUUCAUUCAUCCCACUGCUGAUGUUCAGUCGGUGAUAAAAGGCUCCAUCAGAUCUGCAUUCGAGUAUUGUGGCCAGAAAUGUUCCGCCUUAUCAAGGAUGUACGUCCCCAAGUCACUGUACGAGGAGAUCAAGGCGGGCCUGCUCUCCGAACGAGACAAGCUGAAGGUGGGUGAUGUGUCAGAUUUCAAAACAUUUAUGGGGGCGGUCAUUGAUGACAAAGCGUACGACAGAAUCACUGGUUACAUUAAGAAUGCAAAGAAAAACCCAAAGAACAAGAUCCUCGGAGGAGGAGAAUUUGACAACAGCAAGGGUUACUUUGUUCAGCCAACAAUCAUUGAAACAACUGAUCCUCACGACAAGCUGAUGACGGAGGAGAUCUUCGGGCCCGUGCUGACCAUCUACCCGUACGAGGACGCGGACGUGCUGAGCGCGCUGGCGCUGGUGGGCUCCAGCACGAGGUUCGCGCUCACGGGCGCCGUGUUCGCGCGCGACCAGGACUUCCUCAAGCUGGCGCUGGAGGAGCUCAAGUACACGGCCGGCAACUUCUACAUCAACGACAAGUCCACGGGCUCGGUGGUGGGCCAGCAGCCCUUCGGCGGCGGCCGCAUGUCCGGCACCAACGACAAGGCGGGCGGGCCCAGCUACGUGCUGCGCUGGACCUCCCCGCAGGCCAUCAAGGAGACCUUCGUGCCGCUCACCGACGUCGACUACCCCUACAUGCGCGACUAGACCCCCCCCCCCGCCACCCGAGAGCCACCACCCACUCCACUAUAUCAGUACAAUAAUUACUAACAUGUUUAAUGUUAUUAUUAUUACUAAACAAUAAUUAGGAUAUAACAUAGAAGUUUUAGAUCUAGUAUGAGCUGUUUUAACCAGAUCGCUUAGUGUUUGCACUGGUAGAAUAUCUACAGUUAGGUACAAUGAUUUUGUAUUAUUAAUGUUAGUAUUAACUGAGGAAGCAUAAGUUAUGAAACAAUUAUAGAAAUAUGGAUGAUUACCUCAUGUUUUAGCUCUGCUGACAGUAGGAUAUGUAUGAUCUAGUUGUCUUGUUGUGAUGUAUUCAAAUAUUGCUUGAGUCACUGGUGUGGUCUCCAUGUAUAGAGGUUCACUGGCGCGUGUUAUCAUCGGUAGUAUUUAUUCAGGCUUAUCAGCUGGGACCUACAACUUACUGGCUACAUUUCAUUAAUUGUUAUCUAUCUCGGCAACAUACAAAUAAUGAUAAACACAUUAUGAUAACUAAUUACGCUCUUGUCGAGAGCUGUUCACUGCAUUUAAUGCUAAUGUUAAGAUGUUACCAUGACCUUUUUCAAAUGAAUGUAUUUAUUAAUUUCAGAACUCAACUGCAUUAAUUUGGUUUAAUAUUAGUUGAGUAAGACUAGUCGCAACAUUAGACAAUUAUAACUUUACGAGAGUAAUUUUAUGACUUACUACUUACAUAACUACUGUAUAUUGUAUAUUCCUAUCAUUCUCUUAUAUUUUUAAAAGCGUAUUUAUAAUUUAUUUUUAUGUUUUAUUAGGCUUGAAGCCAAUCUUGUUUUAAACUAAUUUGAGUAUUAAGUAUAAUUACUUAUUUAUUUGUUCAAUUUAAGUUCCUCUUUCAGUCUACAGUUACUAUUUUGUAUUAUGUUAAGAUAAAGACAUCCUAUCCACUACUAUAACUUAAUGGACCUACCUAUGAAUGGUAUUGUAUUUUAUGAAGUGUAUUAUGGCUGUAAAAUUAAGUACCUAUACAACAACUUAUGUAAGAACCUUUAAUUUAUGUUAUGCGACCGCGUCAUUACACUCUUACCGACUCUCGUAUGGGAGGAAGUAGCACAUUAUCGUAUUAAAAUGGACAGAGCCCAUAGCAUCAGCAUCAUGGAAAAAUUUAAAUGUUUCCUAUCAUAGAACACCUUUACUCCUAAGGAGAAUUAUGUAUUAAAAUGUUGGUCUCAUCAGAAUCAUAGUGGUACCUACCUAUUGUACCUAUCUACCAAUAAACUACAAUAAUGUGUCGGUUAGAUCCUGUUAUUUAGAAAUUGUUACAUUAAAUAAUUAUUAUAAUAUGUGAAGUCAAGUGAUUAUUAAACUGUUUCUUUGCGAA